UGCAGGAUGCACGUUGUACACAUGUCUCGUGGUUUAUAUAUGUCAGCUUACAUUUAUGUAUAAAUUUCUUGUAUGAUAAAUUCCAAGGAGAGACAAUUCGUUUUUCAAGUUUGUGAUAUAGAUUAAUAAGAUGUCAUACGCAGAAGGAGAAUAUUUUCAGUGAAAAAGUUUCUUUAAUUAUAGACAUACGAGAGUAGUAUUGAGAAUAUGGGACCCACUUUGCAAAUUCAAAAUAGCCCAGUGUUUCUUGUAGCUUUAUCAUUUGCAUGCGAAGCCUUGAUAUCGUGUGCCAAACAAUUGAACAUAAUAGAUGAAGAAUGUGGCAGUGGAAAUUACGGCAGCACACUUGCACAGAGUGCAAGUGUCAUAAAAAUAGAAGUGAAGGAAAACAGAAUUUCAACAACAAGACCUUCCGUAGCUCUUACACAAAUAAGUAGAAUUAUCGAAAGAGAAUCGGAUGGUUUAGAAGGUGGAAUAUACUCAUUAUUUUUCGACGCUGCUGCCAAAAGAGGGGUAUUUCAGAGCUUCGAAAAGUUUCAAAAUGAUGAGCAAUUAACAGCUGAUAUGUGGUUGACUGCUUUAACAUCCGCGAACCAAGCGAUAUCCGAGGUCAGUGGAAUGUCGAUCGGCGAUCGAUCUAUGUUGGAUGCUCUAAUACCUGCGGAACUUAAAUUAAAAGAUGCGUUAGAUUUGGGUUUAAAUCCUGUCAGUGCAUUUGGGAAAGCCGUCGAAGCAGCUGAGACUUCUGCUAUGCAAACUCUGCACAUGCCAGAACAUCGUUUCGGUUUCACGAAUUACAAGACAUUCAAAUAUCCGGAUCCUGGAGCACAUGCUGUGGGUAUUUGGAUGAGAGCUGCUUACGAAGGUGUCAAACUGAAAUACGGUUGUUAAUAUGAUACAUAGGGAAGAAAUAAAACAUCUUGCUCUUA
Dinoponera quadriceps is the source of this 929-nucleotide messenger RNA. RefSeq names its product putative 3,4-dihydroxy-2-butanone kinase. The record is from RefSeq and is a predicted model, not a curated record. Gene Ontology annotation, molecular function: glycerone kinase activity. Gene Ontology annotation, cellular component: cytosol. The coding region runs from base 208 to 891 and encodes 227 amino acids. The transcript has 5 exons. Gene Ontology annotation, biological process: glycerol catabolic process. Lineage: Eukaryota; Metazoa; Arthropoda; Insecta; Hymenoptera; Formicidae.